AGCAGGCCACGGCGCCGCCAGGAGCGGAGAAGGACGCGCCGAUGCCAGGCGAACCACAGCGCCUGUCGCCGAAGGUCUCGUCGCUGGCGCCAAGCUCCACGUCGGGCCACCUGGGCCUGUCGGGAGGGUCGGCGCCCCCGGUGGUCACCAUCGCGCCCACGCACUCGCACGGCAUCACCAGCGAGGCCGAGCGCUCGUCCGCCGCCGCCAGCGAGGACCUCGUGCGCGGGUUCCAGCCGUACCGCGCCCCCGACGUGCAGCCGACGCCGCCCGCGGGCACCCCGGGGGCGUCGCUGCGGCCGCCCAUGCCUCCGCUCGACCUGCCGCCCUCGUACCCGCCCUACCACCCGUCGCUGUACCCGCACCACCUGGCGCACCAGUACAGACUGGAGGAGCACCUGUACCUGGAGCGAUACGGGCUGCUGCGACCGCCCCUGAGCCCCUACGGCGUCGGGGGCCUGUCGGGGCUGUACCCGGGCGCCGCCGGCUCGCCCUACCUGUCGGCCAGGUUCCCGCCGGACCUCCUGCCCACCUCGCUGGCUGCGCUGCACCCGUCGUCGGCGCUUCUGCACGAGAGGUUGAAGCUGGAGGAGGACAUGCGGCAGCGAGAGUACGAGCUCGAACUCACCAUGAAGCAGACAGGAACAAAGAAGCAGAGAGAAGCCAAACUCAGAGUCAGGAGAGAAGUAGAGACCGCAGCCCCAUCGCGCACGCCGUGGUGCACGCGUCCGCCCCGGCCGCCAUAUCGGUGACGAGCCUCAGCACAAGCAGCGUUACCAUAACGAGCAACAGCCACAGCCGCAAGAAUCAGCCAAUUGGCGUUGCGACGCAGCAGGUGGCGCAGCCCCUGGACAUCCGCAGCUCAGUGACCUUUCGCCCAAUCAACGACGUAACCUUCCUGGGACACGUUCAAGCUCAAGCCCAGACGAGAGCUUAG
Penaeus monodon (black tiger shrimp) is the source of this 937-nucleotide messenger RNA. RefSeq names its product genetic suppressor element 1-like. The record is from RefSeq and is a predicted model, not a curated record. Lineage: Eukaryota; Metazoa; Arthropoda; Malacostraca; Decapoda; Penaeidae.